Messenger RNA from Parnassius mnemosyne (clouded apollo), 1191 nucleotides. NCBI's taxonomy places the organism in Eukaryota, Metazoa, Arthropoda, Insecta, Lepidoptera, Papilionidae. The record is from the annotation of a GenBank genome assembly.
AUGUUGUUCAUAAUUCUGUUAUUCGCAUCUGUGCAUUCAGAAGAGAAAAAAUAUUAUUGGACUCCAGCGAUUGAAGGUGGGGUAGAUGGAGAAUUGCUACAAGUCCACAUUGUGUAUAGACAUGGACACAGGGAGCCCAGAGCGUUUUACCCACGAGACCCACACGCUUCAUCGCCCAUUUGGAAAAACGGACCAAGCCAAUUAACUAUCCUGGGAAGACAGCAAGGCUACCAAUUUGGCCAGAACCUAAGAUCGAGAUACCAGUCCCUGCUACUUAAAGAACGCGCUUGGAAAACAGUUAAAGCUUCUUCUUCGGACACUUUGAGGACAUUAAUGACCAGUUCCGUAGUAUUAGCGGGCCUAAUACCUCCUAACUCUGAAGACAUAUGGUCGAAUAUCACGUGGCAACCAGCCGCAAUUCACACAAUACCAUCCAACUUCGACAACGUAUUAGUGUCACAUCCACACUGCCCGGAAUACUAUUACCUCAUCAACCAGCUGCCGGACGUAAACGACUCUGAAACUAAAUUGUUAUAUAAUCUACUGACCAAGUAUACUGGAAAACAAAUAGCUUCAGCACAGUCACUAAUAAAUCUUUACACGUGUUUAGAAAUUGAGUCACAAGCUGGUUUAAGACUCCCAAAAUGGACGCAACGAGUUUACGAAACCAUGAAAAAACAGACUGCAAAAGCUUUGCUUCGAUCCACACAAACUUUGGAGUUAAAAAGACUGAGAUCUGGGCCCUUGUUAAAGAAAAUAACAAACUUUAAGAAGUAUAAUUCGACGUACAAUAUUCACCUCUAUUGCACUCAUGAUACCGUUGUGGGUAGUUUGCUUGGGUCGUUAGGUUUUGAGCUGACUGAACCUCCUAAUUUUACAUCAGCUGUUAUAGUGGAGUACAGAGAGGUAGAUGAGGAGAUCCAUGCACAGUUUUGGUACAGCAAAGGUCCUGACGGAGAACUGACACGGCUUUGGUUACCUGGUUGCGGCAUACGAUGUCCCUUUACGGAGUUAAGAAAACUGGUUGAACCUUUAAUUCCGAGGGACUGGACCGAAGACUGCACUAUAUUGGAGUACAAAAGGGAUCUUGGAUCAGAGCUACGGUUUCUUUUCGCAAUUAUCGUACUUAUUGUGUUGAUAGGAUGGUGUAUUAUUAGUAAAAAUAAUAAGGAAUCUUAUGUGGUUCUGUAA